Messenger RNA from Tetrahymena thermophila SB210, 825 nucleotides. RefSeq lists its product as hypothetical. The record is from RefSeq and is a predicted model, not a curated record. The transcript has a single exon. NCBI's taxonomy places the organism in Eukaryota, Ciliophora, Oligohymenophorea, Hymenostomatida, Tetrahymenidae.
AUGUUGCAAUAUGAAAUGUCGGAGGAAGAUGAAAUAAUGUCGGAAGAUGAAAAAAGGAAAUAUGAAAAUAUUAUGGAAAUGGCUGUUUAUUGUUUGAAAUUUUAAGGAUAAAUUUAAUAGGAACUAAAUCAACUAUGUAAAAUCAUUGAAUUCCCAUUGAAUGAGGAUAAUAUUGAAACUAAUAUUGAAGAAAUCAUUUAAAUAACUCUCAAUUGCAUGAAUGAGUUUAUGCAAGCUGUAAAUUGCACAUAAUACUAAUUUGAAGAUGAAAACACGAAUAUAAAAUCAAAAUAAAUAUAUUUUCGUAAUUUCGUAGAUUAUUUUGAAAGAGAUAGUAACUCUUUUAUCACCAUUUUCAGUUAAGCUCUUUACAAAUACCAAAAACUAAAAAAUGAAGAAGGUAUUUCAAAAAAGGACUUUCAGAAUUUACUUAUAUUUUUUAAGAUUAUAAUUCAAUAUAAAUAUGAUUAAAUGAGAUCACAUUAAAAUUUUAACCACAAUUAUAAAGGGCUAACAGAAAAUUUAAAAAACAUUAAAAAUCAAUUUUUUUAAAAUGAUGAAGAAAUUUCAUAAAAGAUUGAUGAAUUGAUUGAUUUAUAAUAAAUAAUAGAAAAUGAAGAUAAAAAACAAGAAAUAAUAAAUAAAUAGAAUAAAAUUAAAAGAAAAAAGCAUAAAUUCAUAAAAUUGGCAAAAUUUGUAAAUGAUAAUUAUAAAGAUGAUGAAUUUUAAUUGAGGCAAGUUUUAAAUGAAUUAGAAGAAAUAUUUUAAAUAAAAUUUGAAAGUUAAGAUGGCAAAGAAAAGAUCAUUAAGUCAAAAUAGAAUUGA